UCGCGAUGAAGAAAUUUUUGUUAUAUUUACACUGGGCCUAAUACUCGUACACGUUCGUUAAUUGCGUAAGAAAAUAUUCUUCCUCUAGUCAUUUUAUCGCUACCUGCCAGACGUUUUGAUAACAAAAAAACAACACUAACAAACAUUAAAAACACAAUUCGACGCGACUGUAUCUACACGAAACGCCAGUCUAAUACUCACGACCGCUAGCCGAAUGAGCACGGUCAGUGUCACGGCAACUGCCCGCAAUGCCGCACACCAUAAUCAAAUUAUUGUUACUAGUAGCCGGUGUAACUGUAAGUGUUACACAAGAUACACAGGAUGUAAGGGAAUCAAGAGUAGUGCAGACCGCACAGGGGCCCGUGAGGGGAUAUAAGAAGGAUGAUAUCUUCUAUUUUUACGGGAUCCCGUAUGCCACGGCGCCUACUGGAACGCGCAGGUUCACUGCACCGCUUCCUGGACCAGUAUGGAUGAACACACUUGAAGCAGUCAAUGAUAAGAUACUUUGUCCACAAGGCAAAUUUCCGAUGGUUAACUACCCAUUAGAUUUUGAGAUGCGAGAAGACUGUCUUGUAGCAAACGUCUAUGUACCUGAAACAGAAGAGACUAAUCUCCCUGUCGUAGUUUAUGUCCAUGGAGGAGCUUACCAAUUAGGAGCCGGAGUGUUUGGGUCACCAAGCCCAUUAGUGCAUACCAAAAAAGUAAUAGCUGUCACUUUCAACUAUCGCCUGGGAGCGCACGGAUUCCUCUGUCUGGGAACAGAAAAUGCUCCCGGUAACGCUGGAAUGAAAGACCAAGUCGCGCUGCUUCGAUGGGUACAAAAAAACAUCGCCAGCUUUGGGGGAAAUCCUAAUGAGGUCACUAUUGCUGGAUACAGCGCUGGAUCGUCAGCAGUGGACCUCCUGAUGCUUUCAGAAAUGACCAAGGGUCUUUAUAAUAAAGUUAUACCCGAGAGUGGUGCAAGUGUUGCAGCGUGGAGCGUUCAGAUUGAUCCUGUUCAAAAUGCGAAAGAUUUUGCUAAGCAGCUUAACUUUACUAACGUUGAUAAUAUAAAUAGUUUAGAAGAAUUCUACUCAACUUUGUCUUAUGAGGCUUUGACGUCGGAUAUUUUCUUUGAUAGGAAGGAUUCGAUUUUCUUGUUUUCACCUUGUGUUGAACGUAAUACCGGCGUUGAAAUGUUUCUAGAUGAUACUCCAGUUAACAUUUUAACACAAGGAAAAUAUAGAAAAGUGCCAGUUCUGUAUGGAUUUGCCAAUAUGGAAGGUUUAUUCCGGGUGCCAUGGUUUGAGCAAUGGCAAGACUCAAUGAAUGAACGAUUUUCGGACUUUUUGCCAGCUGAUUUACAGUUUAAAAACCAGGAAGAAAAGGAGCGUAUUGCGAAAGAUAUUAAAGAAUUUUAUUUUGGCGAUAAACGCAUAUCGGCUGAAACUAUUCAAGGGUUUAUCGACUACUUCUCUGAUGUCAUAUUUGCAUUUGCACAUUUAAGAUCAGUUAAGAUGCAAGUGAAGGCUGGUAGUGAUUCAAUAUACCUGUAUGAAUAUUCAUUCUUUAGACCACACCCCGAAAAUGCUGGUAUUCCGGAAUACGUGAAAAAUAUCAAAGGAGCAGGUCACUGUGCCCAGACUUUUACGGUACUGGAAACAGGUGCAUUUGGCGUGAACGUUGGUCCUGAUUCUGAUGAAUACAAGAAAAUGAAGAACAUUAUGGUUGAGCUCUGGGUGAACUUUAUUACUACAGGUAAACCAGUACCUGAAGGAUCAAAUCUUCCUUCUUGGCCCCCGGUUGGUGCUAACAGGGCGCCCUAUAUGUCUCUAGGAGAAGAGAUAAAGCUCAAAGGGCCUCUCUUGGAGGAACGUACACUCUUUUGGGAAGACAUCUACGAACGGUUCUACAGAUCUCCAGUGGCACCAUCUACACGCAAAGAUAGAAGCGAACUUUAACACAGAAAAGAAACUUUCAAUUCUUGUAAAAUAAUUGUUUCUUAUUAAAAGUGUUUUUGAUGAUGAAUUCAUGAUCACGAAGAAAAAUAAUUGAAAAUUGCGGUCAGCUUGAUAGUUUUGCUUACCGCUAAUUGUCACUAAGGAUCUAAUAUUUUUUGUUCAUACCUAAGUAGUUUUUAAGAAGAGUAAUAUUUUUUAAGAAUUGGAUAAGAUUUCUCAUUGGGUUUCUAUCAUUACCAAAACAAUUGAUUAGAAUGUGUAGUAAUAAAUUGUAUUAUGCUUUCAUUUCACAUAAAAUAUUGUUACAA
Molecule: messenger RNA, 2248 nt
Organism: Cydia pomonella (codling moth)
Lineage: Eukaryota; Metazoa; Arthropoda; Insecta; Lepidoptera; Tortricidae
Product: esterase FE4-like
Exons: 3
Coding region: 249-1940 (563 amino acids)
Source: RefSeq, a predicted model, not a curated record